This is a messenger RNA of Ahaetulla prasina, 2308 nucleotides long. It is a transcript of the gene MIF4GD, whose product is annotated as MIF4G domain containing. Gene Ontology annotation, cellular component: cytosol. The transcript has 5 exons. The coding region runs from base 22 to 690 and encodes 222 amino acids. Gene Ontology annotation, biological process: regulation of translational initiation. NCBI's taxonomy places the organism in Eukaryota, Metazoa, Chordata, Lepidosauria, Squamata, Colubridae. The record is from RefSeq and is a predicted model, not a curated record. Gene Ontology annotation, molecular function: RNA binding; translation activator activity; protein binding.
GCACUUGAAAGAGGGAAAGGGAUGGAGGAGACAAGCAAAGAUGACUAUAAAAUAUAUUCAUUUGAUUCAGAAGUUCAGCAGUUACUGAAAACAGCACUCAAAGAUCCCAGCAGUGUGGAUCUGGAGAAAGUGGCCAAUAUAAUUGUGGACCAGUCCUUAAAAGAUUGUGUAUUCAGUAAAGAGGCAGGGCGCAUCUGUUAUGCCAUCACUCAGGUGGAAAGCAAACAAACAGGCCAAAGUAUCUUCCGGCGGUGCCUUCUCAACCGACUGCAGCAAGAGUAUAAGGACCGUGAUGAGUUGCGAGCCCAUUCCCUCCAAGCCUGGAUCUGCUAUGUCACUUUUAUCUGUAACAUCUUUGACUACCUGAGGGUCAACAAUAUGCCCAUGAUGGCAUUGGUAAAUCCUGUUUAUGACUGCCUCUUCCGAUUGGCACAGCCUGAUAGUCUGCAGAAAGAGGAGGAGGUGGACUGCCUGGUGCUGCAGCUGCACCGCAUUGGUGAACAGCUGGAAAAGAUGAACAGUCAGAGGAUGGAUGAGCUCUUUUCCCUUCUGCGUGAUGGAUUCCUUCUGCAGGAGGGUCUCAGCUCCCUGUCCCAAUUGCUACUCCUGGAGAUCAUUGAGUUCCGGGCCACUGAUUGGAAAAUGACAGCAGCAGCCCAGAAGUAUUAUUACAGUGAGGUCACCGACUGAACACUUGAACCACCAGCAAACCCUGCAUUCGCACUAUUUUCACCAGCAAACUUUACACCAAAGCUGCAACUUAUAUAAUGUUUUUUUUUAAAAAAAAUAUUCCUAACUCUUUUGUUAUAGAACAUGUGCCCUGCUCCUUUGUGCCAGGGAACUGCUGCCUAAAACUGAGGAGCUGGGAGAACACUUAAAAAAAAGAGAGAGAAGCAGAUACUUGGCCACUGCUGCUCCUGUUGCAUUGCACUAAAUACUGGCUUGUAUUGCGUCCUUUUGCAGGCUGGGCUGAUAUUUUACGCAGGGAGGUUUUCUCUCCCUUAUUUUCAAUUUAGCAACAUAAAUGGCAGGUUUUAAAAACUAGCCUAGGAUUCAUUUCACAUAAACUUCAAAGAAAUGCCAACUCUUUCAGGCCUGUAUUGGUAAGUCUUUGUUUCGCUUAAUAUUUGGUAAUUGGCCUGUUAAUCCAUUUUUGAAAAAGGAAAAUAAUUCUGUGGAUCAAAGCUCAAGUGUUAUUUGCUUCUUUGUAACCAAGCUUUCUCCAAGGGAACUAUUAAUCACUCUGGAACCCAAGCAGUGCCUAGACAAGACUAGUCUGAAAUCAAAAUGUUUCUUUUAUCCUCGACUAUAGGAAAGUAGUCUGACAAGGAGAAGUUAAUAAGGGAGAUUUUGAUGGACAAUCUUAUCACUUCCAACCAGCAUAUAAAAUGGCAUAAUCCAAGGAGGGCUCCUUUGAUAGUUAAACUUUACCUACUUAGAUGCAAAAUCUAUCACAAUAAAAAGGCUUAUUUUAUGGGGGGAAAAAUUGGAUGAGAAAGGAGUUUUUCUCUCCUUUUUCCACGUCCCCCUUAAGCAAAACCACCCUGGUAAUUAAACAUGUACUUUAGAUUCUUUAAAGGCUACAGAGUUCUCUCCUUGAAUAAAGGGGAAAAUCUUUUUAUUAAUGUGGAUUUCUUCAACACAAUGCCUUCCAGGUGUGAAUUUUAACCCUAUGGAAGUUCAAAUCCAAAGCAACUGGUGCAGUACUGGGUUUCACUUACCUUUGCUACUGAUUAGCAAAUGUGAGUGAAUGCACCAGGUCUGCACACAAGCAGACGCUUCUGCGCAUGUGUGUGAUGAUGUGCAGGUGGGCAGAGCCACCCGCUACCGAUUCACCUGAACCAGGUCGAACCGGUAGAAACCCACCACUGAUCUGGUGGGCACAAGAUUGUGGAAGUCCACCAGAAUAUAGUAUGCCCUAAGAAGCUACUGCCCAGCAAUUCUUGAGGCUUCAGAAGGAUAGCUCUGGUUUCUAACUGACCCUGCAAACAGCACUUUUUUUUAAAAAAGAGGCUAUCAUUGGGUACUUUGAUCUUUCUCCAAGUAUAGGAAAAUACUAUGCAAAUAUUUUCCACUUCAGCUUUCUUCUGAGCUAGGUCAGAUUUUAGCUAAGAUGGCAUCUUCUGCCUCCAGAAGAUGCAAGCAACAGACUUUUACAAAGCCACAACAGAAUUAGCCCUUUUGGGGAAUAGGUAACAAUUCAUUUUAUAACAUUUCUCUCCAACAAUACUUUAAACCAAUGUACUGUAAAUUUAUCUUAAGAGAAUUGGUUCUGUUUGGAACUUUUAUAAAGUAUUUUACACUUCUG